CCGGAAGUUGCCGAAGGCGCCGGCGCAGGGCGGGCAGAGGAGCGACGGGCCGAGCGGCUCCUACCCCCCCCCUCCCCCCCCCACACACAGUAACGGCCCAACCGCGCCCGGGAACCGCCUGAAGAAGGGUCUUGAACCGAAACGUCACCCAUUGCUUCUCUCCAGAGGUGCUGCACGUCCCAUUGAAUGACUCCAGCAUGUUGGCUCGAUCUUCGGUGUAAACCAGCAUCUGCAGUUCCUUCCCACACAAGGUGAUCCUGCAUCUGGUGGGUGAGUGAGGAUGAGUCGACCGCCCUCCUCACAGAACCUCAGCUGCGGGGCGUGGGAGAUGAAGGAGCGGCUGGGCACCGGCGGGUUCGGCAACGUUAACCGGUGGAAUAACAAGGAAACGGGGGAGCAGAUCGCUAUCAAGCAAUGUCGCCAGGAGCUGAGCCCCAGGAACCGUGAGCGCUGGUGUCUGGAGAUUCAGAUCAUGAAGAGGUUGAACCACCCGAAUGUGGUGGCAGCCCGGGACGUUCCAGAGGGGAUGCAGAAACUGGCCCAGAACGACCUGCCGCUGCUGGGCUUGGAGUACUGCGAGGGAGGAGAUCUCCGCAAGGUGCUGAACAAGUUUGACAACUGCUGUGGCAUGCGGGAGAUGCCAGUGCUCAUCCUCCUCACUGACAUUGCCUCCGCCCUGCGGUACCUGCAUGAGAACAGAAUCAUCCACCGCGACCUGAAGCCGGAGAACAUCGUCCUCCAGCAGGGUGACCAGCGGUUAAUCCACAAGAUCAUAGAUCUGGGCUACGCCAAAGAACUGGAUCAGAACAGCCUGUGUACAUCCUUUGUCGGGACCCUGCAGUACUUGGCGCCGGAGCUCCUGGAGCAGAAGAAGUACACGGUGACGGUGGACUACUGGAGUCUGGGAACGCUGGCCUUCGAGUGUAUCACCGGCUUCCGGCCCUUCCUACCCAACUGGCAGCCCUUGGCCUGGCACAGCAAGGUGAAGCACAAGGGGGAAGUCGACAUCAUGGUGGUGGAGGACAUGAACAUGGAGGUGAAGUUCUCCAGCCAUCUUCCUGAACCCAACAACCUCAACAGGGAGCUGCUGGGUCCCAUGGAGCAGUGGCUGCAGCAGAUGCUGAAGUGGAAUCCCUCGGAGCGGGGCACGGACCCUGUGUUUGGCCCCAACGGCUGCUUCAGGGCCCUCGAUGCCAUCCUGGAGAAGAAGUACGUGCAGAUCCUGGACAUGCAGUCGGGCACGCUGCACACCUACCCGGUCAGCCCUGAGGCCAGCGUGCAGUCACUGCAGCAGUGGAUCGAAGCCACCACCUCCAUCCCGCUCUUCACCCAGGACCUGCUGCUGGAGACGGGCACCGCUCUCGACCCCCGCCGACCUGUCACCCAGUGUGUGUCCGACAGCAGGCAGAACGAUGGGAAGAAGUCGGAGCUGACCGUCAUCUACCUGUUUGACCGGAGCACGAGCAGCUACAGUGGCCAGGUGGCCCCCCCUGCCCAGCCCCACGGCGUCAGCUUCAUCCUGCAGGACCCGAAGAAGCAGUUGCCGUACCAGCAGCUGCGGCGUUCGUGGGGGCAGAGCUGGCACUUGAUUCGCAGCCUGAAGGAGGACUGCAUCCGGCUGCAGCAGGGGCAGCGAGCCGCCAUGAUGAGCCUGCUACGUUACAACAGCACGCUGUCCAAGCUGAAGACCACCAUGAUGUCCAUGUGCCAGCAGCUGAAGGCCAAGUUGGAUUUCUUCCGCGUCAGCAUCCAGAUCGACCUGGAGAAGUACAGCGAGCAGAUGGCCUUCGGGAUCACCUCAGAAAAAAUGAUCGCUGCCUGGAAUGAGAUGCAGAUGAAAGCUGAAGGCUGUGGAAGGACGGCUGACGUCAGCAGUCUAGACGAGCAGUCGAUGGCGCUGCAGACGGACCUGGUCGACCUGCAGCGGAGCCCCUCGGCCUGGCGACAGGGGGAGGCGCUGGAAGUUCAGGAGGAAGCCGCCAUGGAUUUGUUUCGCAAACUCCGGGAAAGACCGAGAGACCAGCGUACGAGUGGAGACAGCCAGGAGAUGGUGCGUGUCCUCCUGCAAACCCUGCAGUACUUCGACAGGAAGGUGAAGGACAUCUACUCCCACCUCAGUAAGACACUGGCGUGCAAGCAGAAGGUGAUGGAGCUGGUGCCGCGGCUGGAGCGGGUGCUGCAACUGAUGAACGACGAUGAGAAGCUGGUGAUGAAGCUGCAGGAGAAACGGCAGAAGGAGCUGUGGCACCUACUGAAGAUCGCCUGCAGCAAAGUCCGAGGCCCGGUGAGUGGCAGCCCGGAGAACAUCAGUGCCACCUCCAGCAUGGAGAAGCCAAAGAGCGGCGAGGAGUCGCUGGUGAUGAUUGAAGAAAGUCAGAACUACCGCAGCCAGCUUCUGACCGUCAUGCAGGAGACAAUCCAGGACCGAGAUAACUCCUUGCAGUCACUGGAUUGGAGUUGGCUGUCCAGCUAAGAGGGAGAAAGCAGUGGAGGUGGAUGUCUUGUGAUCAGCGGUGAACUCAAGCCUGCCUCCCACCCACGUGGACUUGCGGUACAUCAGCUCCCUCUUGUCUUGGGAAGAAAUGACAUCCCACAUUCUUAGCGAACUGGUGACCAGUGCCAGGAAACCCGAUUCUCUAGCCCGAUGCUCUAAUCUUUCCUAACUCCUGGAACCAGGAAGAAAUCAAUCUGAGGAAGGGUCUCGAUCUGAAACAUCACUCAUUCCCUCUCAUCACCCCAGCAUUUUGUGUCUAUCUUCGGAAAUCAAUCAGCUCCUGGAAACCACCCCAAGUGGACACUUGGCAACAUUUUCAGCAGAGGGCUUGGGUCUGUUCUGUGCUGUACUGUUCUACGUCCUAACGAUCCUAAAUGCGUCUCGGUCUGCCCUCUCCAUGGUGUGCCUCUUGUGGGAGAAGGGCUGCUCCAUCUUGUGUUGGGAGGGGAGGGCUGGGUAGUGGGAGCAUUCUGCCACACAGGACUACACUGGCCAGAAGACUUCUGAUUCCAGCUUAUUGCUCAUUCCGCGGCGGGCUUGCGAUAAAAUGUUUUGCUCGAACAGGUUGCAGACACGGCUAAUGACUAAUUGUAGUAAAACAUGUAAUCAAUGCACUGCACAGAUCCACCAGCAAACUAUUUUUACAAUAAAUAAAAUUCCGUUAUAUGUGCCUUAUAAAA
This is a messenger RNA of Leucoraja erinaceus (little skate), 3174 nucleotides long. RefSeq names its product inhibitor of nuclear factor kappa B kinase subunit beta (gene ikbkb). Gene Ontology annotation, molecular function: ATP binding; IkappaB kinase activity. Gene Ontology annotation, biological process: peptidyl-serine phosphorylation; positive regulation of transcription by RNA polymerase II; tumor necrosis factor-mediated signaling pathway. Gene Ontology annotation, cellular component: cytoplasm; IkappaB kinase complex. NCBI's taxonomy places the organism in Eukaryota, Metazoa, Chordata, Chondrichthyes, Rajiformes, Rajidae. The record is from RefSeq and is a predicted model, not a curated record.